UUUUUUUUAAGAAUCAACAGUUUUCCAUCAGAAGGACAAAUGAACUGAAAAGUAUUCUUUAAAAUGAAACAAAAACGGCACACCUGUUCCCUUACACAGGUUUUUCAAUCAAUAUGUAACGGUUAGCGUUACCCAAAAUUCCACGCGCACCGAAACUAUUACCCGGAAGUUGUAAACGUAAAACGUUACUCUAAACUUUUUCUGGUUUCGGUUGGUUCUUGUCAGGGGAAUUUUUACAGAAUUUUAUGCGCUGAACGUCCACGAACGGUUGAAUAACGUUAUUACAGAUACUGUUGUUCGCUGUGAACAUUACGAUUGACUAUUGGGAUCAUUUGCAGAUUCUGUAGGAUAGCAGAGGAACAGUCGCCAUGUUCUGGGGUUACGAUUUUGAUGAUGACGACGACUAUGGCUAUGGUUACGACGACUACGGCGAGUCCGACGGGGAUUGUGACUAUGACUACGACGACUAUGAUGACUGCUACGUCAGCAGAAGGAGCAGCAGAGAGUCCCCAGAAGACGGCUCCCGUCGCUUCGAAAACUACGCCCAGGGACGCGAGCUUCUUGCUGAACUUGCCAUCCAGCGUAAGACCGGGGAGUUCCUUGAUGUUGUGGUGCAAGUAGAGGGUAGGGAGUUCCCGUGCCAUCGCGCCGUGUUGGCAACCACGCCAUACUUCAAAGCUAUGUUGUCGUCCAAUCUCACCGAGAGUAGGUCAAAAGUCGUACGUCUCUGCGGGAUCGACUCCAUCAGCUUUUCCAAGAUCCUGGACUUCCUAUAUAGCGGGGAAAUCCGCAUCGGUAAAGACGAUGUCCAGGACAUUCUGCAAACGGCACACAUGCUACAGUUUGAUAAGAUUCUGCAGUACUGCCGGGAGUUCAUCCAAGACAACCUGUGUCCAGCCAACUGUCUGGGUGUGAUGCGUCUUGCCGACAUGUAUGGCCUUUCCGCCCUGAAGAAGAGCGCAAGGAACACGGCAGCAUCAAACUUCUCAGACGUCACACAAGAUGAGGAGUUCCUCAGCCUUUCGCCGCAAGAGCUCUUAGAUCUACUGGGAGACGAGGAUCUGAAAGUUACCAAUGAAGACGACGUUGUCACUUCUGUGAUCAGAUGGCUCGACCAUGUCCCUGAAAAUCGUCAAACGGCAGUCUUCAAGAUCUUGUCAGAGAUCCGUCUAUGGGCGGAUCCAGGAUUUUGCAAAGGGGGGGCGCAUAUGCUGUGGUAG
This is a messenger RNA of Branchiostoma floridae (Florida lancelet), 1220 nucleotides long. Its product is annotated as kelch-like protein 24. Bases 369 to 1220 code for a protein of 283 amino acids. The transcript is spliced from 2 exons. Gene Ontology annotation, molecular function: protein binding. The record is from RefSeq and is a predicted model, not a curated record. NCBI's taxonomy places the organism in Eukaryota, Metazoa, Chordata, Leptocardii, Amphioxiformes, Branchiostomatidae.